Caenorhabditis briggsae is the source of this 375-nucleotide messenger RNA. The transcript is spliced from 3 exons. The record is from RefSeq and is a predicted model, not a curated record. NCBI's taxonomy places the organism in Eukaryota, Metazoa, Nematoda, Chromadorea, Rhabditida, Rhabditidae. The coding region runs from base 1 to 375 and encodes 124 amino acids.
AUGAAUCAAUACGAUAAAGAUAGAUUCGACGUGUUUGUACAUCUCACAGAUAUUCCAAUGCUGGGAAAACAAUAUGUGCCAGGACUCUGGAGACAAAUCGAGGAUGGCAACAACAAUCAAUCGAACCAAUUCAAUGCACCACGUCCUUCCGCACAGACACCACCAAUAAAUCAAAGACCCUCACCACCAACAGUGAUGCUUGCUGGCACAAAUGGAACACCGAGCACUAGCGGCAGCAAUGCGGCUGUUGGAGGAAUUGCGCGCACGAUUGAGAAGCGAUCAUUUCCAAUCACAUCAUCUGACGAACCAUCGACUUCGACUCCUCAGGACCCACAGGCAAAGAUUCCACGACUAGGAAAUAAUUGGCAACGAUAG